CCUAAAACCCUGAAAACUAAAACCCUACAUCUUCAUAACUUUCAUUUCAGGUUUUACUACCUCCUUCACUUUUCAACAACUCCAUUUCUCUGAUAAUCAGCGCCAUUCCAUACAAAAUGGCAAGCUCUAUUCUCAGAAGAUCUUCUUCCAUAUUCUCACGGUGUUUCUUCGCCGCCGUAACUUCCAUUGAACCACUUCUGUCACGUCGCAACAGCCACGCCUUGUUCUCCGCCGCCUACGGCAAAGGAGACAGGCUGUUUCACGCCAAAUCUGGACCGUUGAAUUUCCACUCGUCGCUGGUUUCUCGUGGUGCGCAACUUGCUGUGGAUUACGACGACGACGCACCACACAAUGAAGGGGACGAAGGACUGGAGAUCGCGGAGCUUGGGAUUUCUAACGAGAUCGUGAAUGCUCUUGCAAAGAAAGGGAUCACGAAGCUCUUCCCUAUUCAGAAAGCUGUGCUGGAACCUGCUAUGCAAGGGAGGGAUAUGAUUGGUCGAGCUAGAACAGGAACUGGGAAAACUCUUGCUUUCGGGAUACCUAUCUUGGAUAAGAUUAUUAAGUUUAACGCUAAGCAUGGGAAAAGAAGAGAUCCUUUGGCUUUGGUGUUGGCACCGACCAGGGAACUUGCACGGCAGGUUGAAAAGGAAUUCAAUGAGGCUGCACCUAACUUGGAAACAGUUUGUCUUUAUGGGGGUAUGCCUAUUCAGCAACAAAUCGGCCAACUUGGUGGUGGCGUAGAUAUUGUAGUUGGCACACCUGGACGUGUUAUUGAUCUUCUCAAAAGGGGUUCCCUCAAAUUGAAGGAUGUUAACUAUUUAGUUCUUGAUGAAGCUGAUCAGAUGCUUCAAGUGGGAUUUCAAGAAGCGGUGGAGAUUAUUUUGCAGAAGUUGCCUUCAAAGCGUCAAACUGUUAUGUUCUCCGCAACAAUGCCUUCUUGGAUAAAGACUAUUACACGCAAAUACCUGAACAAUCCCUUAACCAUUGAUCUUGUUGGAGAUUCUGAUCAGAAGUUGGCAGAUGGAAUUUCAAUGUACUCUAUUGCAUCUAACGCCUAUGCUAAAGCAGGAAUUCUAGCACCUCUUAUAAAUGAACAUGCUAAAGGAGGAAAGUGUAUUGUUUUCACUCAAACCAAACGUGAUGCUGAUCGACUAUCACAUAUAAUGUCAAAAAGCGUUAAAUGUGAAGCUUUACAUGGAGAUAUUUCACAAACUCAGAGAGAAAGAACUCUUACUGGCUUUAGAAACAACUAUUUCAAUGUUUUAGUGGCAACCGAUGUUGCUUCCCGUGGGCUCGAUAUACCAAAUGUUGAUCUUGUAAUACAUUAUGAACUUCCAAAUUCUUCAGAGAUAUUUGUUCAUCGAACUGGACGAACGGGACGUGCUGGGAAGAAAGGGACUGCUAUUCUUGUCCAUACAGAAAAUCAAUCCAGAGCUGUACAAUCAAUUGCACGAGAUGUUGGUUGUACAUUCACAGAGUUACCUAAGAUCGCUGGUGAGAGUGGAUCAGAAGACAUGUUUGGUAGCACGAGUGGGAGUCGAUAUGGCUCUUCAGGAGGUAGGGAUCGUCGAUCAGGCGGCUCGGGUAUUGGUGGUAGUUCUGGAUUUGGCCGAACUAGCAAUGUUAAAUCCAGUCGCUUUAGCAGCUCUGGUUCAAGUCAGUCAGAAGGUGGCUUUGGGGGAUUUUCUGGUAAAACAGAUAAAUAUGGUGGUGGAGGAUUUGGCAAUUCAGGUCGUUCUAGUGGCUUUGGAAAUUUUGGAUUGGGUAAAUCUGGGUCAUAUGGGGGAAGAAAUUGAUGCCAAAACAUACGAGAUUAAAGGGGGUGGCUUUGCUGCUGUUGGGGAUAACCCAAUAAUAACAGAUAAAAUAGAGGAAGACCCUUUUAACUCCUGGUAAGUGCACACCAUCUUCACUUGAUGGUUAAAUUUUGGGUUAUUGCAUAGUUUAAUUUACUAAUCCCCUUAUCACUUGACAUGGAGAAAGUUAUGGCACGCAAAUUAUUCAUUCUGUUUUAAGGGGCAUUGGAUUUUUCUUUCUCGGGACAGUCUUCAGUUCAUCCUGAAUUCCAUCCAUAGAUAAGUGGAGGGGGUGCUGUAUCCUGUGCUGCACGUUCCCGCCUCUACCAUGCAUUUGUUUGGAUUAGUUUCGUUUGUUCUCUUUUAAGUUGUGUGGUAGUUUAUACUUCUGAACAUGUGCCGGGUGAGUUGGGGCAAUCAUGAAGAGCCAGCUUUAUAUAGCAAUGGUGAUAUGUUUUAUUUAGUAGUUGUUCCUCAGUAUGUAACAGGCAGAUAUACAACAUUUCAGAAAUAGGUAGGGGGUGUUCUCUUGUUCAACAUUAUAGUCGUUACAUUUUGUUAUACAGGGAAAUUCUCAUCAUCUAUGUAAUAUGUAAACUUAUCAAUAACUUUUUUUUCUUACA
Lathyrus oleraceus (garden pea) is the source of this 2419-nucleotide messenger RNA. Its product is annotated as DEAD-box ATP-dependent RNA helicase 53, mitochondrial. Lineage: Eukaryota; Viridiplantae; Streptophyta; Magnoliopsida; Fabales; Fabaceae. Gene Ontology annotation, cellular component: cytosol. The transcript is spliced from 7 exons. Bases 117 to 1796 code for a protein of 559 amino acids. Gene Ontology annotation, molecular function: nucleic acid binding; RNA helicase activity; ATP binding. The record is from RefSeq and is a predicted model, not a curated record.